AUGAUUACAUUUGCGUAUGAUAUCUUGGUUCAAACCAUUGGAGACCAUCCCGUCCUCUCCAUUGUCUCAGCACUUCUUCUCAUCCCUUCAACCUACCUGAUAUUUGCUGAACUAGUACGGCAGAGGAGACGAAUAACCGCAUUCUCGGGGCCGAGAGGAUGGCCCAUCGUUGGGAAUUUGCCACAUAUCCGAUACAACGCAGCGGAGCAGUAUCGGAUCUGGUCGAAAAAGCAUGGAGAUGUUUACCAGAUCAUGCUGGGCGACGUCCCAGUCCUUGUGGUGAACAGUGCGAAGGCGGCCAAGACGAUCUUUGGGCAUAACUCCCAAGCCUUGAGUUCGAGGCCAGUCUUCUAUACCUUCCACAAAGUCCUGUCAAAUACCGCCGGAACCACGAUCGGGACUUCGCCCUACUCAGAUUCCCUCAAACGGCGCCGCAAAGGAGCCGCAUCAGCACUAAAUAAGCCAGCCAUCGCAACCUACAUCCCUCAUCUAGACAUUGAGACUCGCGCCUUCAUAUCGGAAGGAUUGGAGUACGGCGAAUAUGGAGCCAAGGCCAUCGACCCCAUGCCGAUGAUCCAACGCCUCAGCUUGUCGCUGGCCCUGACUCUGAAUUGGGGCAUCCGCAUGGGAAGCCGAGAUGACCCGCUCUUCCAUGAGAUCACCGAGGUGGAGGAAGCCAUUAGCAAGUUCCGCAGCACGACCGGUAAUCUGCAGGAUUACGUCCCACUGCUUCGACUGAACCCGUUCAACGGGAGUUCGGCAACGGCCCGAGAAGUGCGAGACAGAAGAGAUGUGUAUUUGAAGAAGUUAAACAAUGACUUGGACGAAAGGAUGGAGGCAGGGACACAAACGCCGUGCAUUCAAGCCAAUGUCAUCAUGGAUAAGGAAGCUCAACUGAACAAGGAAGAGCUAACAUCGAUAUCGUUGACGAUGCUAUCUGGCGGACUUGACACGAUCACGACGCUGGUACAGUGGAGCAUCGCAUUGCUUGCCCAGCGCCCGGAAGUUCAAGACAAAGCACACGAGGCCAUUCGUCAGAUGUUUCCGGGCGAUGAGAUUGGAAUCAUGUGUGAUGUUGAGGACGACCAAAAAUGCGAGUACGUGGCGGCGCUGGUAAAGGAGUGCCUCCGAUACUACACCGUCCUUCGUCUAGUUCUACCUCGAGCCAGCAUAAGGGAUAUAUCCUAUGAAGGGAAAUUGAUCCCAGCCGGCACUACAAUCUUCCUGAACGCUUGGGCGUGUAACAUGGAUCCAGAAAUAUGGCAAGAUCCAGAGGUAUUCAGACCGGAGAGAUGGCUUGAACAUCCAGAGGCUUCGCUGUUCACGUACGGGAUAGGGUACCGGAUGUGUGCUGGCAGUCUCCUCGCUAAUCGGGAGCUUUACCUCACAUUCAUGAGGAUGUUGAGCUGCUUCAAACUGUUGCCAGGAUGGAAAGAAGGCGAGAAAGCGGUGGAUGUCCACCCGGUUCGGGGAAGCAUCGAUCCCACGUGUCUGGUGACGAUGUGCAGACCGUAUAAGGUCGUAUUUCAACCCAGGAACACGGAAGCGCUCAGGGUGAUGAUGAAGGAGAAACUAUGAAAGUUCAUUGUGUACGGUAUAGAAAUUGUAAACAAGAAUAAUACCUUCACCCAAGGAUGUGACGUUGUUGUGGUCAUCAGCAGUGAGAUCAGAGAUGAGAUUAGAGAAUAGGGAAUUAGAGUAGAGCUGAGAUAUUGAGAGAGCUG
Eremomyces bilateralis CBS 781.70 is the source of this 1724-nucleotide messenger RNA. RefSeq names its product cytochrome P450. The transcript is spliced from 3 exons. Gene Ontology annotation, molecular function: heme binding; iron ion binding; monooxygenase activity. The record is from RefSeq and is a predicted model, not a curated record. Bases 1 to 1578 code for a protein of 525 amino acids. NCBI's taxonomy places the organism in Eukaryota, Fungi, Ascomycota, Dothideomycetes, Eremomycetales, Eremomycetaceae.